UUUUUGUUUGCACGUCACUAGCAUAAGUCAUCGUGUUGCGGGGUCUUGUGUGCGUGCGUCGUGCUGUUGGUUUUGUGUUUCAUUAAUUUAACAUUUAAGUUAAAAGUUAUAUAUUUUGUGUUGCUUUUGUUAUUACAAAUAAUGCGCCCGAUUUUCAGCAUUGCUCGAGCACACAUCAAUACAUAAAACAGUCAGUCACUACUUGGAAGAGGAUGCAGCGCUUGUGGCAUAUGCUGCAUGCGUUGCUGCUGCUGCAGUUGGUUGCAGCACAAAGCGAUGGCAGCUAUUACAACCUACAACAACAGCAACAACAACAACAGCAGCAACAACAACCGCUGCUGCCACAGCCCACAUCGACAUACGAUAACAAUAAUCCAUUAUACGGAACGAAUCCCAAUUUGAAUCCAAAUCUAAAUCCAAAUCCAACUGUAUACCGCAAUGAUGGCAGCUACAAUGAUUUAGGCACUCAGGAUGAUUAUAAUAAGCGCCUGGGAGGGGGCAUCGGUGGCUACGGUGACGACGAGCCCAGUUUGCAGCGCGGCAAGUCGGCGUACAAUACGAAGAACAUAUUUCUGGAGACAUUGCAUAAUCGCGAGCCCACCUACUUUAUUGUUGCCUCUCGCAUGGUGCGUCCUGGUCUAAUUUAUCAGGUCUCCGUUUCGAUACUUCAAGCGAAAUACCCAAUCACUGUCCAUGCGAGUAUCUCGUGUGAUGGCGUUCAAGUUAGUGGCGAUUCCAAGGAUGUCAAGGAGGGUGUGCCCGAAACUUUGCUGAUGAGAAUACCGCCCACAAGUGUAACGGGAAAUUAUCGAUUACGUGUGGAGGGUUUCUAUCAAGAUGUGUUUGGAGGCGUUGCGUUCCUAAAUGACACGCGACUUGACUUCUCGCAACGCUCGAUGACGAUCUUUGUGCAGACCGACAAGCCGCUCUACAUGCAGGGCGAGACGGUGCGAUUCCGUACCAUACCGAUUACCACAGAACUGAAGGGCUUCGAUAAUACCAUCGAUGUCUACAUGCUGGAUCCCAAUGGACACAUACUUAAGCGUUGGCUGUCUAGGCAAUCGAAUUUGGGCUCCGUUUCGCUGGAAUACAAACUCUCAGAUCAGCCCACAUUUGGUGAAUGGACGAUUCGCGUAAUUGCCCAGGGUCAGAAGGAGGAGAGUCACUUCAGUGUUGAGGAAUACUAUCAGACACGCUUUGAAGUCAAUGUCACAAUGCCGGCGUACUUCUUCACUACUGAUCCAUAUAUCUAUGGACGAGUUAUGGCUAACUUUACGAGCGGUCUGCCCGUGCGCGGUAAUCUAACACUGAAGGCCACUAUUCGACCCAUUGGCUACUUCAGCAACCAAGUGCUUAAUGAGAAAUUUCGUUUGGGUCGCUCGCCGCUGGAGCAAAUGAAUUUAUAUAAUGAUCGCUGGCGCUAUAACAAUCCCAAUCAAAAUCCGAAUCAGCAAUUUAAUGUGCCUGGUCAGCUGCCGCAGGAUGGCGUGGAUCUGUCGCAGGAGUUGCUCUAUCGCAAUCAAUACGUUGUGGAGCGGAACUAUCAAUUCGAGGAGGAAUGGCCAUUCUGGGUGCGCAAACCGGAAGUACUGGACAGCUAUGAUUCGUGGACGAGCAGCUAUCGCAAUACCUUGCCAUUUUUGAGGUACUUCAAUGGCACCUUCGACUUCAAAUGGCCGCUGCGUGAAUUGGAGCUGCUUGUGCCGAAUAUGGCCAACAUGGAGGUGCUCAUUACGGCGACAGUGGGCGAGAAAUUCUACGAUGAGAUCAUCAGCGGCUAUUCCGUGGCACGUAUCUACAAUUCCAGUUUACGUGUCGCGUUUCUGGGUGAAUCGCCGCAGGUCUUUAAGCCGGCAAUGCCCUUCACUACCUACCUGGUGGUGGAAUAUCAUGAUGGAUCCCGCAUAGAUCCCUAUUUAUUGCGUCAGGGCCUGAUGGAGGUCAGCGGCUUUGUGGAGAGCCGCAACGGUGGACGCCGUGACUGGCCCGCUCAGCGCCUGCAUAUGUCCCAGCAAACAGAAGGCGUCUGGGAGGUGAAGAUUGAUUUACGCCACGAUUUGCAGCUAGACGAUCGUCCACAGUCGAGGGAUUUCCUCAAUGGUAUACAGAAUAUGCGCCUGCAGGCUGUCUUUAUAGAUCCGCGAGGUGAACGCAUUCAAACUGAGUUAUUGCUCGUCGCACACUACUCACCGCGCAAUCAACACAUCAAGAUCACCACCAGCACGGAACAGCCGGUUGUGGGAGAGUACAUCAUCUUCCAUAUACGCACCAACUUCCACUUGGAGGAGUUCAACUACCUCAUCAUGUCCAAGGGUGUUAUUCUGAUUAAUGAUCGAGAAACCAUUAUCGAGGGUAUACGCACCAUUGCGGUGGUGCUCAGCGCUGAGAUGGCUCCAGUGGCAACUUUGGUGGUCUGGAAGAUCACCCAGCAGGGUCAAGUGGUGGCCGACUCUCUAACCUUCCCCGUCAACGGAAUUUCUCGCAACAAUUUCACGGUCUACAUUAACAAUCGUAAGGCACGUACGGGCGAGAAAGUUGAGGUGGCCAUCUUUGGUGAGCCGGGGUCCUAUGUGGGUCUCUCUGGCAUCGAUAGCGCCUUCUACACCAUGCAGGCGGGCAACGAGUUGACCUAUGCCAAAAUUAUCACUAAAAUGUCCAAUUUCGAUGAGCAAACAAAUGGCACUUACAGACGCAUUUGGUACUCCCACGAAGGCAAUCCCGAUGAGCUUGUCUAUUUCCCGGCCUCGUCGUUCGGUAUCGAUGCGAAUCGCACGUUCGAGUACAAUGGAUUGAUUGUCUUCACGGACGGCUAUGUGCCACGCCGGCAGGAGAGUUGUAAUCGCACCUUGGGGUAUGGUGAGUGCCUGAGCGGACGUUGCUAUCGCCUGGAGAAACAUUGCGAUGGCCUAUUCGACUGCGACGAUGGCACGGACGAGAUCGGCUGUCGAGUGCAAAACGAUACGGAGCUCUUGAACUAUCGCAAAUAUCGCUUUAAUCGCGUGCUGCGGCACUACGAGAACGUUUGGCUGUGGAAAGAUGUGAAUAUAGGUCCGCAUGGUCGUUAUAUAUUCAAUGUGGAUGUGCCGGACCGCCCCGCCUAUUGGAUGGUCAGCGCUUUCAGCGUUAGUCCAUCCAAGGGCUUUGGCAUGCUGAAUCGCGCCCUGGAAUAUGUUGGCGUGCAGCCGUUCUUCAUAAAUGUGGAGAUGCCAACGGUCUGUCGCCAGGGCGAACAAGUGGGCAUCCGUGUCACGGUCUUCAACUACAUGACGACGGCCAUUGAGGCGACGGUUGUGCUGCAUGGCAGUCCGGAUUACAAAUUUGUCCAUGUGGAAGAGGAUGGCAUUGUACGCAGUUAUAAUCCGAGAACGAGUUUUGGUGAACAUCAGUUCUUUAUCUAUUUGGAUGCUCAGGGCACGACGGUGGUUUAUGUGCCGGUGGUGCCGCAGCGACUGGGCGACGUGGAUGUCACUCUUCAUGUGGCGACGCUACUGGGCACGGAUACGAUCACCCGUACACUGCAUGUCGAAUCGGACGGCUUGCCGCAAUAUCGCCAUCAAUCGGUUCUGCUGGAUCUGUCUAACCGCGCCUAUGUGCUGGAGUACAUGCACGUGAAUGUGACCCAGACACCGGAAAUACCUUACCAGGUGGAUCGUUAUUUUGUCUAUGGCUCGAAUCGGGCGCGAAUCUCUGUCGUCGGUGAUGUGGUUGGACCCAUAUUCCCCACAAUGCCCGUGAACGCUAGCUCGCUGCUGUAUCUGCCAAUGGAGUCGGCCGAGCAGAACGCGUUCAGCUUUGCUGCGAAUCUCUAUACGAUUAUGUACAUGCGUCUGAUCAAUCAGCGCAACAAGACGCUGGAGAGGAAUGCCUUCUAUCACAUGAACAUUGGCUACCAGCGACAAUUGAGCUUCAUGCGUCCUGACGGCAGCUUCUCGCUGUUCCGCUCCGAUUGGAAUAAUUCGGCGUCGUCGGUGUGGUUGACCAGCUACUGUUUGCGCAUCUUCCAGGAGGCCUCGUUCUACGAGUGGGAGAACUUCAUUUGGAUCGAUGCCACGAUCAUUGAGAAGAACAUGCGCUGGCUGCUGCAGCAUCAGACGCCGGAGGGCGCUUUCUAUGAGGUCACCUGGCUGCCGGAUCGUAAAAUAAAUCGUACAAACUUUGCCAGUUACACAAGUCUACGGAAUCGUAAUAUCACCUUGACCUCCCAUGUACUGAUCACGCUGGCCACCGUCAAGGAUCUGUCCGGAACUCUUGGUUCGCGUGUGGCACUGGCCACUCAGCGAGCCGUUGCCUGGAUCGAACGAAAUAUGCAAUUCCUGAAAGAAACGCCGGAGCCAUAUGAUGUCGCAAUCACGGCGUACGCAUUGCAGCUCUGCAAUUCACCGAUAGCGGAGCAUGUGUUUAGCAUAUUGCGGCGCCAUGCACGAACCAUUGGCGACUUUAUGUAUUGGGGCAAUCAGGAGUUGCCACAGCCGCCACGUAAGCUGGAGAAUCAAAAGUGGUUCUCAUUGCCGCGACUGCCGUAUGAAUACGAUUCGCUGAAUAUCGAGACGACGGCAUAUGCAUUGCUGGUCUAUGUGGCACGUCGUGAAUUCUUCGUGGAACCGAUUGUGAGAUGGUUGAAUGCACAACGUCUGAAUGAAGGCGGUUGGGCAUCCACGCAGGACACAAGCACAGCCUUGCGUGCCUUGGUCGAGUAUACCGUACGUUCACGUAUCCGUGAUGUGUCCUCGUUGAGUGUGGAAAUUGAAGCAUCCUCACAGGGCGGCAAAACCCAGGAGCUGCGCAUUGAUGAUACCAAUUUGGCCAGGUUGCAGAGCAUUGAGAUACCAGAUGCUUGGGGCACCAUUAAGGUGCAGGCCAAGGGCGCUGGCUAUGCUAUACUGCAGAUGCACGUUCAAUACAAUGUGGAUAUAGCAAAAUUCCAAACGAAGCCGCCGGUUCCAGCCUUUGGAUUGCAUACAAAUGCCAUAUUCCAUGGCAGAAAUCAGUCGCACAUCUCCUACGUCGCCUGUCAAAACUGGGUUAACACCAAGGAAUCGGAGCGUUCGGGCAUGGCUGUGCUAGAUGUGGCCAUACCCACGGGCUACUGGAUACAGCAGCAGAAACUGGAUAGCUAUGUACUGAGUAAUCGUGUGCGCAAUUUGCGACGGGCAAAAUACUUGGAACGCAAGAUUGUCUUCUAUUUUGAUUAUCUGGAUCAGGAAGACAUAUGCGUUAACUUUACUGUAGAGCGCUGGUAUCCAGUGGCCAAUAUGUCGCGUUACCUGCCCGUGCGCAUCUAUGACUACUAUGCACCAGAGCGCUUCAACGAGUCCAUCUUUGAUGCUCUGCCCACAUAUCUGCUAAAUAUUUGCGAGGUGUGCGGCAGCUCGCAGUGCCCCUACUGUUCCAUCUAUAAUAUGGGCUGGCGUUCGUCGAUGUCGCUCUCGCUAUUGUUCUUUAGCGUAUUUAUUUAUCUGCUGCGCAGUCGUACGCAUCUAGUUCUUCAAGCUCUGCAUCUAUUCACCUAGAAGAGGCAAAUCCAUCCAUCCAUACAUCCUUGCAGUCGCCCACCCAUGUCUAACAACCAAACACAAGUUAUGUUUAGCUUAUUAGCUUUGAAUUCGAAUGAGUGUUGAGUUUUUAUAGUUGGAUCUAAUAUUUCUUUUAUGUUUUUUUAAUUUUAUUUUUUACGAAAUUGCAUUCCGUCCAGACGUUUAUCUUAUAUUCAACUGCUAGCAAUUUAUUAUUAUUUUGUAAUCAACAUUUUAAUCGUAAUCUCGAGAUAUGUACAAAAGGAAAGAAACAUCGCAUCCAAUUGGACAAAUUGUGUUUGUAAUUUGAGCAAUCACAGAAUGAAAUAUCAAAUUUUAUGUACACAAACCAUUAACUUAUAUAUAGUUAUAUAUAUAGUAAUAUUGUAAGCUGUAUCAAUUGGAUCACGAAAAGAAUCUCUUUGCCUUAUCGACAACCGCUUUAAAAGCCGCUUUAAAUGAAAGCUGAAAAGUCAAGUGAAAAAAGAAAAGCAUGUAACAAGAAUGUGUCUUUUAUUAUAUCACAAAUUGCCUUUACUAGAUUUUAGAAAUCGAUAGUUUAUAUAUACAACCUUUAUAUUUUUGAAUACUGCAUGCAUAUCAAAUUUUCUAUUUACAUAUUUAAAAUGAACAAUUUAUUUGUAAAAGCUAAUGGAUUAUGAUUAGAGUUGAAAGCGACCGUCCAAUACAUUUGUGUUUGAAAUAAUGCAACAAAAUGAAUCUAAUUAGUGAUUAAGUUUAAUACGUAUUUGUAUUUUUGACAAAAACAGUUUAGAUAUUGCUCUUGUAUAUUAUAUACGAACUAUAUAUAUAAAGCCAUGUACUCUCAAAUCAAGUACUCCGUCCCUCCAUUUAUGGUAAGAGAAGUGAAAUGAAAUGAAACUAUAAAGUGAAAUAUUUUUUUGUAUUUUACGUUUUCUAUGUAACGACAAAAUAAAUAUAACAAAUAAAAUUAACGAACAUUUUGAAUUUGAUUGAUUAGCGCGGAAUAUUUACUGGCUAUGGAGAGACAAAUACAAGAUGUAAAUGAAUUGCACA
Messenger RNA from Drosophila mojavensis, 6551 nucleotides. RefSeq names its product CD109 antigen (gene Mcr). Gene Ontology annotation, molecular function: protein binding; endopeptidase inhibitor activity. The transcript has 7 exons. The record is from RefSeq and is a predicted model, not a curated record. Gene Ontology annotation, cellular component: extracellular region. The coding region runs from base 213 to 5510 and encodes 1765 amino acids. NCBI's taxonomy places the organism in Eukaryota, Metazoa, Arthropoda, Insecta, Diptera, Drosophilidae.